GAGACGCGAUCACGUGCAGACGCGCUGUUGAAGUCGAACAUUGAAGUCGAACAUUCACACGCUUGACCCUAAGUACUCUCAUCACCGUUCCCGCCCUUCUCGCCGUCGUAGGCCACGAUGAGCUCGAGUACUCCUCUCAAAGCCAAAGAUCAACUCCAGAACUCGUCUGACACGAAUACCGAAUGGAGCUCUCCAACCACGACACCGUUACGAAUUGCGAAGCGGGGCUCACCGCAGCUUCAACCGCGGGGUGUCCAACUCGCCCGCAGACAAUCCUCUAGCUAUAAUCAUUUGAAGAAAAACAAUCUUGUCACACGCUCUCCCUUUAGGUCUCACAUUCCAACCCCAGCGAAACCCUUUCCUCUUCUUGCCCCUACCCGCCGCGUUAGUGGAGAGAAGAGGGCUCGUCCGAUCUCAUUGCAUGAUCAAGCAGAGAACGAACAUCCGCUUGGCUUCAAGCGACGUCAGUCGAAAGCGUUCCAAGGGCUCCUUGAGAAGGAGCCUGUCACCAAGAGCCCAUUCAGACGCGUUCCCAGCGACGAGCCCUCCCAGCCGAUCACACCCACUUCGAACAGAAAGUACCGAAAGAAAGCCCCUACUUACGAUGAUGAUGAGGAACUUGCUCCGCCUCCACCGCCCAAGCAGGUAUUUUCACCUAGAAAUUCUCCAUCACCUUCUCGUGUUCCCAAUCCAUCGGCGUCACCUGCUCGACCAUCUCUCGUGUCGAAACGUCUCCAUGGCCCUCGUGAUGCUAGCUUAGGUCAUAGCAAUAAAAGGGCCCGACGUAAAACGGUCUCGUUUAGCGAACACUGCGAUAUCCUCACAAUCGACAACGUAGAGCUCGACGAGAACGCGUUUGAUUGGGUCACGGACGAGGACGAAGAUCAAGAUGACGUACGAUUCAUUAGUAGUAAUGACCUUGACGACAGUUAUGAUAGUUCUCAAGCCGGUGAUGAUAGUAUUACCGGCAUGGUGGAUUCCAUGUUGCAGGAUGCGGACCCUUCUACGCCGCCCCAUGAUGACCAUCCUCUUCCAGACGACCUGGAAGCAGAAGACGGUGUGCCCUAUGGUCGAACGCAUCACGCUGAGCGCGCAGUAGCAGCUCAUCAUAUGCAUGAUAUAGAAGUGGACGAACCGAUAUUCCCUCGUCCCUCCGACACGUUCUCUACGCCUCCACACUCCAGUUCAGCUACGCCGAUUGGGCCUGUUUCUCCAGGCUCGCAGAUGCCUUUGGGCCGCUCUACACAUUCCGAACGCGUGAAGGCACAUAAGGAGGAUGGCAUUGAGGAGGAUGUGCAGAUGCUUCCUCCCUCGCCUUCUCCAGCGAAACGUACAAGUACGUUGCCUCACAUGGAGAGUUUGAUGCCCAAGUUCGAGCUCGAAGUUCCCCAACCGGAUGACAAAGAAAUUUGUGAGUGGCCAAGGUUUGUGUUCUAUUGUUCACCUUUAUUUACGCCCUUUGUUCUAGCUGCUGGGGUUGAUCCUUUUGCGAUGCCACUCAUUAAGGACGAGCCGCGACCGGCUGAACUUUCUUUCGUCUCGACUGAUUCCCGGGAACCAGGAAUGGACCAUGUCAACGCGCCCGUCGGACAUUCUGAAGCCUCACGUCCUGCGCGCGACCCAUCUCCAUAUCCUUCAGAACUCCCGAUAACUUCCACGCCUCCCCUUUCGCCUCCUCGUAAUAUUCCUGAACUUGGACACCGACCUUCGAUCGAAUUUGAUCUUGACUCUCCGCCUCCACCUGGACGGCUUGGCUCUUACAAUAACGAUAGCCUCACUCGUUCGGGAUCUCCCACCCUACCCCAGCGAUUUGGUUCUCCAGGUCUCGGUAUCUCAUCUCGUAGCGGCUCUCCCCUACAAUUUUCUUCGUCUUUGCAGCAGGGCCUCGUCAAGGCCGCCAGUUCGGCUAGCUUGAACAGCCCGAACGGCAGUCCCAGUGGUCGGAGCCCCAGGAUCAGCCGCGAAGAUGUCCAAAGAAGAUUGAUGAAGAAACGCAGUGUUGACAGCCCCCUUCGGGAGGUUGUUGAUGUAGGAGACACCAUCGUCAAUCUUCAGCUUGACAAGGGCGACGACACUGACGAAGAAGACCUAGGCAGACCCGUCUCUCCGAGUGCUUCUAAAGUUCAUAUAGCAGUACCAUUGACCAGACAGAACCCCACAUACGAUGGCAUAAUAUCCAUCGACCCUGACCCCCAACCCAUAGACCCUCCUCGACCAGAUAUUCCCAUACGUUCCCAUUCUAUAGAUGGGAUACCAUCAGAGCCGGGGUUAAGUUCAAGUAAACCUUUCACUGGUCUGACCUUGGACUUCGGUUCUGGGUUUCAGUCUGGCGACAGUGGUUUGGAUAUGGGGAAUGACCUCGCGAAGUCCAUUGGCGAUGUCCCACUAGGCGAUAUGCGUAGUGCGCUAGAUAGACUCAUGGAGGACGUCGCGGGAGGAGCCACGCUCACUCCGGACGGUAAAGGUGUAAGAGGGUUGAAGGUAGAAGCGGUUACAGCAGGUGUUCAAGCUGGCCAAUUCCAAAUUCCUCCUAAUGCUGCCGACCCUUCAUUGGCUGAAGUGGAUUCUAUUAUGGAUGAUGACGAAGCAGAAGAGGAAGACUCGAUGGAUUGCGACGAACCGGAAGAACACCCAGCAGAGCGUCGCGGUCCUAAAGUUCCAGUGCUGUCCAAUCCACAAUUCGCUUUGUCCGCACCGGAACUCAGUAAACCUGCAAUAGCUCCUCCACCUCCUGCCAAAGAUGCGAUUCGCCAGCGUGAAGAACUCAUCAAGCAGAAGAAACGCGAAGCUCGACGGAGGGAGGAGGAUGAGGACAUGGGUCUCAGGACACCGCCGCGAAAUCCUCUUGGGCGACCGGCGAGACAGCGCAGUCAUAGCACUUCAGAGGCCGAUGCUUCUUUCACCAGGCAAAGUCUCGCUGCCAAACGGCGGACAAAGUCCACUACUGACGGUGGGCUGUUGGACGUCAUGCCCGUUGACGAGGAAGACCCUUUAGCUGAUAGCAUUGAUCGUGAGCUUCGCAAACUAGGAGCGUCAACUAGCAAGUACCAUGUUCGUGAACAUAGCGAAACCAUCUAUGCCUCCUCAGAUAAUGAUAGGGUAUCCCAUAUGGACGGCGCGGGUGACCUCAAUGGUGGCAAGGCUUGGAGAACCGUUAGGAGACCUUCUGAUAUGAACGAAUAUUCUAAGCAGAUCAAAGAGCUUAGGGCGAAGGAAGGUAUCGGGAAAGCUCACGGCAAGGUCUUUGUUAAAGUCCUUGGCGUCAAGAACCUCAACGUUCCAUUACCCGACAAGCCUACGGCCAUUUCGUGCACGUUGAACAAUGGUAUUCACUUUGUGACAACACCAGAAUGUCGAUUAUCACGCGACUCUCGGAUUGAGCAAGAGUUUGAACUUAUCGAGACAAACAAGCUCGAGAUCACUCUCACCUUGAAGAUUCGACGGGACCCGCAUAUAAUCGCUCAGUUCAAGGCAAACACUCCACCACCACCUCCACCAGUGCACCCACCCCCACCUGCAUCGAAGGGUGGGGGUAUGCGAAGUUUUUUCCGAGGUGCACCAAAGAAGUCACCUAAGAUUUCCACCCCUCCACCAGCAUCGCCACCAGUGCACCGUCUUCAAGAGAACUUAGCUCGCUACUUGACGCCUGACGGCACGCUUGCUCGUGCCUUCGUCAUGUUCAAGGAUAUCGCGAAACACUGCGAUACUCGCCUUUUCGAGACAAGCUUCCCAUUGAUCGGUCAGAAGCUGGAAGCCGGAAAGACGUCAAGAAGCGUGCAAGUCGGAGAGCUAGUUCUCCAAGUGUUCCGGCUGCCACCUUUACCCGGGAUACCUCCAAAUCAAUUGCCGCAGAGUUUGGAGGAAUGUCAUCGCGGCCUUCGACAUAUCAACUGGCAUAAGUUGACUUACUUUGAGGGGACUUUGACGCAAAUGGGCGGUGGCUGCACAUCAUGGCGGCGAAGACACCUUCGUGUCAUCGGUGCCAAUCUCGUAGCGUUCAAUGACGUCACCAAGCGGGCAACAGCGACCAUCGACCUGAAAAAGGCUGUCGCCGUGGAAGAUGACCAAGAGGCUCGUGAUGCUCUCAGUCCUGCGUCUGGGUCAACAGCACGAACAAGUCGCUAUAUGGACGAGUACGAAUGUCCAUAUGGUGUCGAACGGUCGUUCCGCUUGAUCUUCCCUGCUAACGAAGAGAUUCUCUUCUAUGCGGAUAGCGAUGAAGAGAAAGCUAGAUGGCUUGAAGUUUUGCGUGCGCUCGUCGGUCACAUACCUCCCAAACCCCUAUGGGCAGAGCUUAUUUGGCAGCGUCAACAAGAGCUGUCUAAACAGCAACCUGCCACAAGUUCCUCGAACUCUGCAACGUCGCCUCGUUGAUAGACUUUCACUCGCCAGUAUAUGAUUUAUGUUGUAUGUGUAUUUUUCCUCGUCGUCUAUAUUCUUCGUUUUAUUUCGUCUUCGUCGUCCACUUUCCUGCGAUUUUUUGCAUCGAUUGCACACCUCUGUACGCUAUACUCUCCAUGUCGCAAAUAAAUAUGCUACGCAGCUUCCUAUCUUGCCCAAGGUCCUAGACCUUCUCAGAAAGCCGACUAGCGACUCCUGGAUGAGCGCUAUUCCGAUAUGGUGUAACGUCCAAUAUUGGCAAAUACACAGCUGUCUUUAAC
Molecule: messenger RNA, 4661 nt
Organism: Somion occarium
Lineage: Eukaryota; Fungi; Basidiomycota; Agaricomycetes; Polyporales; Cerrenaceae
Source: the annotation of a GenBank genome assembly